Messenger RNA from Peronospora belbahrii, 1515 nucleotides. The record is from the annotation of a GenBank genome assembly. NCBI's taxonomy places the organism in Eukaryota, Oomycota, Peronosporomycetes, Peronosporales, Peronosporaceae.
AUGCACGUGCAAACUUCUCUCUUUAUGCUUUCUACUGCUAUUGUCGCUAGAUCUACCGCACAUAGCACCACGACACGCUCUUUCGGUACACUUGUAGAUUGCCCUGCUGUGCGUUCUGCUGAAUCUCCAUGCCUCUGGGUGGGUGAGAACAACGAGGUUGUCGCAUCGACGACCCUGCGCGAAUUACUUGUUCAGCGUCAUUUCGUGUCCUAUCAUGACCAGGAAAACUACAGCCGAAACUUGCAAAAUCACAUGAAGUACAUUGAGGAUGUUCACAUGCACGCCAAGAGUGUUGACCACGUCUUCUCGUAUCACAUGGGCGUGAACGAGCGUCACUUGACAUCGUCCACUUGGCGCCGUCUCUCGCCCCAGCAGCUUGUGGACCAGGAGGUCCAAUCAGCGCGAUCUCGUCGUCUAGUCUCGAAGACUAAUGACAGUCUAGCAAAGGACUCUAGCAAAGUGUUUCACGUCGAUGGCUCCAAGUACUGGAAUUGGUGCGGCAAAGAAAAUCCAUUCGGCCACAGCGUAUGCUCGUCAGUCAAGAGUCAGCAGAACUGUGGCAGCUGCUGGGCUUUUGCUGCUGCUGAUGCUAUUGAGACAGCUGUUGUGAUUGCGGAGAAUGCAUCGGCGGCGGUGUCGCUCUCCCCACAGCAGUUCUUGACAUGUAGUAGACUAGAGACGACGCAGACCUUUGAAUACUGUUGGGCAACUGAUGACGGAGUGGAUGGCGCAAUUUGGAUGGAGAGAGACAUCAAGUGGGAGUCACAGAACGAUGGUUGUAACGGUGGCAUGACCCACGGCGCUUUUAUCGACGCUGCGCAGAGCUCAUGGGGUCUUGUGACGGAGCUCACGAUGCCGUACGACGACUCCGCCUCCAGCCACACGGCCUCUGAUAAGGCGUCGCUGUUAUGCAAUGUGAGUGCCAAUGAAACUGCUGCUAGCAUCACGGGCUGGGAACAGGUUGUGGGUACGGACUGCACGGCAUCCAGCACCUGCAGUGUCUUGCUGCGCUUGGCAUUGGAAAAGCAGCCGAUUGCAGUUGCAAUUAACUCGGAAGACCCAUUCGGUGAAUAUGCCGGCGGUUUUUAUAGCUGUCCCAACAACGGUGACCUGUCUUCGAAGAACGACGUAAAUCACGCCAUGGUUCUUGUAGGCUACGGUACGGAUGCCUCGCACGGCGACUACUGGAUCCUCAAAAAUUCGUACGGCAGCUCGUGGGGCACAAGCGGCUUUAUGAAUCUCUUGGCGGAUUCCAAGGUGAACUGCGGUCUCAACAUUUUUCCUGUAAUCCCCACAGGAGCAUCAGCCGGUGCUGCGUCAUCGAUUAGCAUUGAUAGCGGUGGUGAAACGAUUUUUGUUGGUCUGAGCCCGAACGCCUGGAUUGUCGUCGCGGGUUUGACGACUAUUUUCACUGUAGUGACCACUGCCAUCGGCAUGCUUUUCUCGCACCAUAAAAUGAGAUCGAUCCGCAAAAAGAACUCAGCUAUAUACGCGGCGCGGGCAAACGGCCGGUAG